GGAUCUAGUAGCUCCUUUCUCUCUAUGCUGGCAGAGCUUUUAUUUUGAAGGUGGAGUUUGGUGUAACAUUAAAAUCCUUCCGUGUGGUCUGGCGAGUGUUGUGUAUUACGGAUCCAGCACUUAACUAAAGAGGGAUGUUGCGGCGUCCCAAGCCAACUGACUCUGAGGCAGACCUGCUGAGAGAGCAGGAGCAGUUUCUGACCUCUGGUGCCCCGUCUGCUGCCAAUGUGGUCCGCCGACCUGACAAGAGGAGAGGCGAGGCUGGAGGAGGAGGAGAACAUAACGGGGAGAAUGAAGGGAGACAGAGGGAUGUUGUAACCAUAGAAGAUCUUCCAGACCAACUCCCGUCUCUGACACCAGCCCCUCCAAAGAAGUCACGCUUUAAAGCCAGCCGUGUCACUUUCGAGGCUGACGAUGCUGAGGAGAGGCUGGAAAGGCAUGACACGCACAUCAGUGCUGUUCUCUCCAGGAUCGUUGAGAGAGAUAUCAGCUCUACUCCAGUAUCUCUACCAGCAUUUACAGGCAUGGCUUUCCCCAAAGUAUUGCACCGCUCAGAAACCAACAGUCAGGUGCCACUGUCUUCAGCUGGUGGAAGGAAGAGCAUCUUUGCAUGUCAGAUUGCAGCUCAGAGAUCUAAGGAGGGAAAGACACCUUUACCCUGCGCACCUGAAGCUGCUCAGACACCUGGGCACAACCUGCCUCCUGAGGCCAGUAUGGAUACAGACCAAUUAGAUUCUGCAGAUGAUCAGCCAAAUACAGUCUCUGCUCCCAGGCUGGUGUCAGGUCAGGGGCUUGAGGGCCCAGGGAGCUCAGAAGAGACAAUAAGGAUCCACAGGGAAAACCAGGCUAAGCUCCAGGGAAUGUCUAAGUCUGAGAUCCUACAGGAGCAGAAGAAACUCUUAUCGCAGCUUGACCCUAGAUUGGUGGAGUUCGUUAGAUCUCGCAAAGCCCAGAGCGUACCGUCCUCUGCCUCCCCAUCCAAACACCCCCAGGGCAAAAGCAGCAAGGAAAACCUUCCUCUUGAAAAUGUGAGCAGAGAGUCAGGCUCCUGCAGUGCUGCUGUGCUGUUUCAGAAACCCCAAGAAGUAGAGAUGGAAGGAGUGAAGGAGGAGGAACUGCCACCUGCUGUGACGGUGGAGGACCUGCCGGUGAAGCCUCAGAAGGAAUGGGUCCACAUGGAUAAACUGGAGCCAGAGAAGCUGGAGUGGAUGAGAGACUUGCCUGCACCAAGAAGGAAAGGAACCAAGACGGCCAUGCAGGCUCGAUUUGACUUUGCGGGGAGCUUGAUUCCACCCACUGAGGAUCUGCCCACCCACUUAGGCCUGCACCACCACGGAGAGGAGCCUGAGCGGGCAGGUUACUCCCUGCAGGAACUUUUCCUGCUGUCUCGGAGUCAGGUCAUCCAGCAGAGGAGUCUGGCCCUCAGCACUCUGGCCAACAUCCUCUCAAAGGCUCGUGCUGGGGAGUACCUGCCUGUCCUGAAAGGCAACAUGUUGUCCACUCUGCUCGACGCUGGCCUGCUCUUCCUGCUGCGCUUUGCGUUGGACGACGGUGUAGAGGGAGUGAUGUCUGCGGCCGUGCAUGCACUUAAAGCACUCCUUGUGUGUGCAGAGGAUGAAGAGUGUUUGGACUGCACCUUCUCCUGGUUCCGUGGCCUGGCCUCCUUCCCUCUGCUGCCGUCUGCUCAGGAGGAGGAAGAUGAAGAGGAUGAUGAAGGGCUGCCCGAAAGCAUGAAGGACACAGCUAAGGAGAAGGAAGAGAGGAAAAGUGACCAUGAUGUGGCCAGGAAGGAUGUUGUCAAGGGUCUGUUAAGGAUGAAACUGCUCCCCAGGCUACGUUACAUCCUUGAGGUGGUCCGACCUUCUCCUCGAGUGGUCCAGGACGUCCUGGAGAUCCUGAUUCGUAUCGCUAGGCACUCCUCCUCAUCUGCCACCCAGGUGCUUGACUGCCCUCGCUUGAUGGAGAUGGUGUUGUCAGAGUUCCUACCCACUUCCUGGACAGCGCCGUCUUUGCCCCUUCCUCCCUCUGUGUACGGACUCCCACUGGCCAGCACCAUGAAGCUGUUAAGAGUUUUGGCUACUGCUGGCAGACAUGCCUGUGCCAGACUGUUAAACUCUCUUGGAGUGAGGGAGCGUCUGUCUUGUCUGCUGAGUGCUGAGCCCAGUGAGCUGCUGCUGGAACCGACCGCGGCCCUCAGAAUCACCACUGAGGCCUACAGGCUGUGGGCUGUUGCAGCCGGCUACGGACAGGCCGGCAAAUUAUACAUAGACCUGUAUCCAGGCUUAGCGAAAGCCUUGCAGUCCAUUCACAGAGUCACGGACCCCUCAGAUCCUCUGUUGCCCCUGCAGCUCCAGCGAAUCCUGGCUCUGCUUUCUCUGCUCACACAAGUCACGCACACUGCUGGCUGCCAUCAGGAGCUACAGGCCGGCAUGGUCAGCUCUCAGGGAGAACAGUGCCCUCCUCCUCCUCCAGUGUCUUGGGGUCAUGUCACAGGGCUGCAGGCCUCCCUGUUGGGACAUUUGAAGGGCUUUGUGAAGAACCUUGACAACCCAUUUCAGAAAGGGAACAGCCUGGCUGUGAUACCAGCUUACCUGGUCUACCUAGAAGCUUACUACCAUCAGCUCUUCAGACAGGGUCCUGGGAUGCUGGAGCCAAUCCCAGCUGACUAUGGGCAAGAGGCGAAGUACAGCCUGGACAGGACGCCAGUCCAUCGCAGGAAGGAAAAAAACUGUUUCCAGCCUGUAGAGACCCUUCAAGAACUGGAGCUGCUAACGUCUGAGGUUCUCCUCCCACUGAUGUCCCACCAUGUUGUUCAAGGCCUGAUAAAGAACCUUAAGUCUUCCUCAGUUGUUUGUAAUGACCAGUCUAGUCAUGUGGGCCCAGAGACCAAUCCCAGCCUGCCUGGUUUGGCCUGCCCUGGAUGGAGUGACCGUCCGGGGCUCGUUGUUCCCAGCUCCCCCUUCCCCCUUCUCACAAGCCUGGCGCUCCUCCUGGAGACAAUCACAGGCAUCCACAAAGGUCUCAGCUCAAAGUUCGCUGGUCUCCUCUUGUCAGAAUCUGUGGUCGGUUACCUACGUGGUUGCAGUCAGGCUACGCCCACCCUGUCUCACACCAGAGCCUGGCUUCUCCGACACGAACACCACCUCCUCUACCUGUUGCUCCGGCUGGCACACAGACUGGUUCCUAUUGUGCCAGAAGUAGCCAAGCAUGCCCCACUGUACCACCAGGUGGCACUACUUCUGCUGCCAUGGUUAUUACCAGGCAGUGAAUACCUGGCACAUGAACUGCUGUCCACCAUCAUCUUCAGCAAGGACUUUAUAUCAGAGGGCCACAGCGGAGGACCUGAAGCAGUAGAGCUGGGAGAGCUGAAACUCCAAGAGGAAGCGCAGCACCAAACCUCUCCCUCUCUCCAAACUGCCGGAGCUCUCCUGAGAGAAGCCUGCGUCCAGCUGCCAUCAAUACGAGGUUGCUUCCUCACUCACCUGGCCCACCUGGAGCCAUCCGUACUGAUGUCCCGGGACGCUCUGCUCGGCCGUAACCCCUGGAUCAACUCCUAUCUCCUCCCAGAGCUCACUGGUCCCACCGUGCCGUCUGACUGGCCUUUCCUCCCGCUCGUCAGCCUGUAUGAGCGAACAGGGGUGUGCGACGGUGGAGGGUUAGCGGUGGAGGAGCUCCCACAGGGUGCUCUGCAGGCUGUGAUCCACUGUCUGCAGUGGCUGCUCCUGCUGGAAGUCUGGAGGGAGGAAGCACUAAAGGUGAUCCCUCCUGUCGCCAAGCUCGCCCGCCUGUCCUGUGUGUUCCUGUGUUCCAGCGACUUGUUCCUGGAGAGACCUGUUCAGAAACUGACCUGGGGUCUGUGCAGAUUGCUGACCAGGCAGUCCAGGCUGGAUUCUUUGGACCUGAAUGUCCCCCCUCCAGGUCUAGCCUCCUUCCAGGACCUGUACUCUGCUCUGUUGACCCAGUACGAAGCAGUGUCCUUUGGAGACCGCCUGUUUGGCUGCUGGGUCCUCUUACCCCUGCAGAGGAGGUACAGCACCACUAUGAAGCUGGCUGUGUUUGGAGAACAUGUGGGGAUGCUGAGGUCACUGGGGGUCACUCUGGAACAGCUCUCCAUCCCUAUCGAGCGCUUCACGUCUCCUCCUGAAGACUCCCUCCCUCUCCUCCGUCUCUACUUCCGCUCUUUGGUAACGGGGACCCUGAAGCCCCGCUGGUGUCCUAUCUUAUAUGUGGUUGCCUUGUCUCACGUCAACUCCUUCAUCUUCUCUCAGGACGCUGCAGCACAGGAGGUUGAAGCAGCUCGACACAGUAUGCUGAGGAAAAUCUACUACCUGACUGAUGAGGUGUUGAGGAGCCACUUGCUGCACUUCCGUCUGCCACGACAGCACUCAGAGUUUGGCUUCGAUAUGUACGAUCAGCUGCCUCCCAUUAGAGCGAAACGUUUGGAGAGUGUACUGAGACUGCAGGACAGCGGCGAUGACAAAGGAGACUGAUGGCAGCGAAGAGUGGAAACGGAAAAAACCCCCAAGUGACCCAAAAAUAGCAGAUGGAGAGGAGGGGACAGGACGGGACUUAAAGCAGAGGGAAGGAGAGACUAGAGCACAACUAGAAGAUAUUGAGGAAGAAAGGUUGGCGGCGGCAGACAAAGUGAGGCAUUCAUUUCAGCUACGAAAGGUAUAUAAUGAAGAUCUGCUUUGGUCACAAGAACAAUUUCUGUGGCCUCUUUUCAGAAAGGAAAGAUGUGACUGACCAAUCAGUGAAGUAGCAUUUGCAAAUAAUAUUUAGCUCUUAAUAUGCUUCGAGCAUGAUAAAGGUUGAGUUUGCAAUUUAAGACUGUAUUUCAGUGGAACAGUGGAAAAAUACCUGAAAGUCUGUUUAAUAAAAUGUUUGGUUUCCUAAGGUUACCUCAGCCUAUCAGAACUGAAACACAAUCAGUCAAGUCAACCCUAAGGUUAAACACAAAUGCUUAAAAGUAAGUGCAGAUGCAUUUUCCACUAGGCAAACAGGAAGACUUCAGUGUUUUUCCUUGUGACGGCAGCACUUUGCCAGACUUACUGUGUGUCCGUUGAGCUGGGGAAAUGGACCAGAAUUAAUUUUUGGCAUCGCCGAGUAAAGACAAAUGUCAAAGUGCCUGAAAUUGUCUUUUUAUGUGAAUAAAACAUGAUUUCAACCAUG
Micropterus dolomieu (smallmouth bass) is the source of this 5172-nucleotide messenger RNA. RefSeq names its product RNA polymerase II associated protein 1 (gene rpap1). The coding region runs from base 135 to 4490 and encodes 1451 amino acids. The record is from RefSeq and is a predicted model, not a curated record. Gene Ontology annotation, cellular component: nucleus. The transcript has 28 exons. Lineage: Eukaryota; Metazoa; Chordata; Actinopteri; Centrarchiformes; Centrarchidae. Gene Ontology annotation, biological process: transcription by RNA polymerase II.